AUGCUAUUAAAUAAGGAAGAGGAAAUUGCAACAUUAAAGCUGAAAAAUGAGACUUUAGCUCAAGAAAACUAUAAAAAAGAAACAUACUUUAAACAACAAAAAAGAAACUCGAAAGAUUUUGAAGAUGAGGUUUAUGAAAGGGAACAAUGUAUUGAAAUGAAAAUAAACAAACAAAAAGAAUACCUAAAUGCAUCUAAUAAAUUGAAUGAAGAACUAAAAUCAAGUCUUAAAGAAAGUUUGCUACAAGUUGAGGACUUAAGAAGUAAACUUUUAGUACUUGAGAGUGUAAACAUUGACAUGUUAAGUACGAUCAAAACAUUAACUACAGACAAUGAUGCUUAUGCAUUAGAAGUAGUUGAAUUAAAAAAUAAGUUAUACAUUUUAUCUAACAAGUCACAAACAAAUAUAGAGCAAACUGAAAAUGAACUUAAAAAACAUAAUGAAAAAACAAAGAAUAGAAAUGUCAAACAUAAAAAUAAGCAAAAUGGUGAAGAGAUAAAUAAAAUAAAGCAAUUGAAUACUACCACGAACAAGGAUGGUAAAGACGUUAUUGAUCUCACAGGUGGGGGAGGAAUCAAGGAAACGGUGAAAAAAGAAGAAAAGUGUCAAAACAUAAAAAAACAAAUUAUUAAUCUUAUGAGACCAAAAGGGCAGAGAUCUAGGAAGUAG
Molecule: messenger RNA, 669 nt
Organism: Psylliodes chrysocephalus
Lineage: Eukaryota; Metazoa; Arthropoda; Insecta; Coleoptera; Chrysomelidae
Source: the annotation of a GenBank genome assembly